This is a messenger RNA of Osmerus eperlanus (European smelt), 1921 nucleotides long. RefSeq names its product histone deacetylase 1. Lineage: Eukaryota; Metazoa; Chordata; Actinopteri; Osmeriformes; Osmeridae. The transcript has 14 exons. Gene Ontology annotation, cellular component: NuRD complex; nucleus. Gene Ontology annotation, molecular function: histone deacetylase activity. Gene Ontology annotation, biological process: negative regulation of transcription by RNA polymerase II. Bases 114 to 1589 code for a protein of 491 amino acids. The record is from RefSeq and is a predicted model, not a curated record.
GUUCAAGGCCGGUUCGACAAAGUAUCUGCUUCAAAGUGGAAGUAUCACCACUGCCGUUGUAUUCACUGUGGUUGUGUGUGUGUGUGUGUGUGUGUGUGGUAAAAGAAGCUAAAAUGGCGCUGAGUUCUCAAGGAACAAAGAAAAAAGUUUGCUACUAUUAUGAUGGGGAUGUUGGUAAUUACUAUUAUGGCCAGGGUCAUCCAAUGAAGCCUCACCGAAUUCGCAUGACACACAACUUGUUGCUGAACUAUGGCCUAUACAGAAAGAUGGAAAUAUAUCGACCUCACAAAGCCAAUGGUGAGGAGAUGACCAAGUACCACAGUGACGACUACAUCAAGUUUCUGCGCUCCAUCCGGCCAGACAACAUGUCAGAGUACAGCAAACAGAUGCAAAGAUUUAACGUCGGAGAGGACUGUCCGGUGUUUGAUGGCUUGUUUGAGUUCUGCCAGCUCUCAACAGGGGGCUCUGUUGCCGGGGCAGUGAAGCUGAAUAAGCAGCAGACAGACAUAGCCAUUAACUGGGCUGGAGGCCUGCACCAUGCCAAGAAGUCUGAGGCCUCAGGGUUUUGCUACGUCAACGAUAUAGUGCUAGCUAUUCUAGAGCUGUUGAAGUACCACCAGAGGGUGUUGUACAUAGACAUUGACAUCCACCAUGGUGACGGGGUUGAGGAGGCCUUCUACACCACAGACAGGGUGAUGACGGUGUCCUUCCACAAGUAUGGAGAGUACUUCCCUGGUACUGGUGACCUGCGGGACAUUGGUGCGGGGAAGGGCAAGUACUACGCUGUGAAUUACCCUCUGAGAGAUGGAAUAGAUGACGAGUCUUAUGAAGCUAUAUUCAAGCCUAUCAUGGCUAAGGUGAUGGAGAUGUACCAGCCCAGCGCUGUGGUUCUUCAGUGUGGGGCCGACUCUUUGUCAGGGGACAGGCUGGGCUGCUUUAACCUCACCAUCAAAGGCCAUGCCAAGUGUGUGGAGUACAUGAAGAGCUUCAACCUUCCCCUGCUGAUGUUGGGUGGGGGUGGGUACACCAUCCGCAAUGUAGCCCGCUGCUGGACCUAUGAGACUGCCGUGGCUCUGGACAGCGUCAUUCCCAACGAACUUCCAUACAACGACUACUUUGAGUACUUUGGGCCAGACUUCAAGCUGCACAUCAGCCCCUCUAACAUGACCAACCAGAACACCAAUGACUACCUGGAGAAGAUCAAGCAGCGUCUGUUUGAGAACCUGCGCAUGCUGCCCCAUGCACCGGGGGUGCAAAUGCAGGCCAUCCCAGAGGACGCAGUGCAGGAGGACAGUGGAGACGAGGAGGAGGAAGACCCCAACAAACGCAUCUCCAUCCGGGCUCAUGAUAAGAGGAUAGCGUGUGAAGAGGAGUUCUCUGACUCUGAAGACGAGGGCCAGGGUGGUCGCAGAAAUGCAGCCAGCUUCAAGAAAGCCAAGAGAACAAAGACCGAGGAGGAGAAGGAGGGAGAAGAGAAGAAAAGUGAGGAGAAAAAAGAAAAAGCUGAAGUAAAAGAAGAGGAGAAAGUGCCGGAGGAAGAAAAGAUGGACACCUCAAAGGGGCCAAAAGAAGAGUCCAAGACUCCUUGAAAUCCUUCCCCAGCCCUGCAUAACCCCAAUGCAACUAUUCAUGAUGAGACAAAUGUCUUUGGACCAGUCUAUGUACUGGUUGCUGCAAUGGGAAUCCUGGAAGGACUAUACAUUUUAACACAUCCUGCCCCUUCAGAUUUGAAUGGGCUAUAUGUUUUUUCUAGGACACAUUUAAAAUAUUACUGUUUAAGGACUUAAAAGUAAGAUGGUGUUUUUUUAUAAGUACUCCUAUGUUUUUGUAUGCUUUGUUAGUGUUUUUGGUAGUCUCUCGGUUUAAUAAUUCUUAUCUACUAUGAUACCUGCUUUCAUCAACGCACUUCUAUAUAAAAAGG